AUGCCGACUCGUCGACGCGACGGGGUGGACCAGACGCUCCACCAGCUCGACUCGGUCGAUGACCUCGACAUGCUUGCGUUCGAGAAGGCGGAGCUCGCCAACCUCGAGAUGCCGGCAGGGAACGGCAUGCGCCACCACAUUCCGCACUUUACGCACCUCUUUGCGGGCUCGAGCUACGCGGCGCUCUACUCGCAGAUCAACUCGAGCUACCCAAGAUUGAUCAAUUGGGCCGCAUCCUCUCAACGGCAACUGAGCUUUUGA
Molecule: messenger RNA, 261 nt
Organism: Saprolegnia diclina VS20
Lineage: Eukaryota; Oomycota; Saprolegniomycetes; Saprolegniales; Saprolegniaceae
Exons: 2
Coding region: 1-261 (86 amino acids)
Source: RefSeq, a predicted model, not a curated record